CUUGUUGGAAAGAUGAACAGGAAAGGUCAUCCCGUCAAGACCAAGUGGAACGAAAUUCAAGCACGAAUUUCUCCCAUUGUUGAACAAACCCCUGUGAUAUCGAACAAAAACCUCAAUGAUCUGUUCGGAGUGGAAGUGUUCUUCAAAUGUGAAAAUCUUCAAAUUACUGGAGCUUUCAAAAUCCGUGGAGCAACCAAUAUGGUUUUAAAAGCCUAUGAAGACAAGAAAUUGCACAAUGGUAUAAUUGGUUCAAGUAGUGGCAAUCAUGGAAUAGCCUUGGCAACUCUUGGGAGUGUCUUGAAAAUCCCAUGCGUGGUGGUGGUUGCUCCAAUUUGUCCGAAAAUCAAGGUGAAAAAGAUGAAGAAUCUUGGUGCUGAGAUUAUUUUCACACCUGGGAUGGAUUAUGGAGAUAGGGAACGAAUAACCAAUGAAAUUGCCUUGGCCAGAGGUUUAUUGAUCGUUCCAAGUGGAAAUAAUUUAGAUACUGUUGAAGGACAUGGUACUAUGGCAUUAGAGCUCAACUCUCAAGUGGGUGGAGAUCCUUUGGAUGCAAUUUUAGUGCCUGUGUGUACUGGUGGUAUGUUGGCCGGUUGUGCUCUAGCCACCAAAGACGUCAACCCUGCGUGCAAGAUCAUUGCUGUAGAACCUAAAGGAAAGUGCCUCGCUGAUAGUUUGAGAGCCAAAACAAUGCUCUGGCCAGGACCAAGAAAAUACCUGGAAACACGUGCAGAGGGACUCAAAACAGAAGCCGUUUUUCCCAUCCCGUUUGACAUUUGUUGUGAUCAUGUGGAACCUGAAGUGCUCACCGUCAGUGAUGACGAGAUGAUUCGAGGAAUUCGAUUAGCUGCGAUUGAGUUGAAGCUAGUCUUGGAAAUGCCAGCUGGUGCUGCCAUGGCAGCAGCCUUCCAAGUCAAAAAAUGCUUUCCUGAUGUAAAAAGACUUGGCGUGAUCCUUUGCGGCGGCAACAUUGAAAUGGAUGGUUUGAUGAAUGCUUUGGUUGAAUUUGAGCCAAAGCCAUAAGGGAAACUUUUGGAAUCAUAUUUUGGAACCAACCAUACGUACGCCCAUCUUGCUUUUUCUUGCCUUCUAAUCCUUGAAAGUGUUUUGGAAAUUAUCAAAAAUAAAGAUUGGUCAAAGAACUAAUGAA
Messenger RNA from Tigriopus californicus, 1147 nucleotides. RefSeq lists its product as uncharacterized. The transcript is spliced from 4 exons. Gene Ontology annotation, biological process: L-serine metabolic process; D-serine biosynthetic process; pyruvate biosynthetic process. Bases 13 to 1020 code for a protein of 335 amino acids. The record is from RefSeq and is a predicted model, not a curated record. Gene Ontology annotation, molecular function: magnesium ion binding; threonine racemase activity; pyridoxal phosphate binding. NCBI's taxonomy places the organism in Eukaryota, Metazoa, Arthropoda, Copepoda, Harpacticoida, Harpacticidae.